Fusarium musae is the source of this 927-nucleotide messenger RNA. RefSeq lists its product as uncharacterized. Lineage: Eukaryota; Fungi; Ascomycota; Sordariomycetes; Hypocreales; Nectriaceae. Bases 1 to 927 code for a protein of 308 amino acids. The record is from RefSeq and is a predicted model, not a curated record. The transcript has a single exon.
AUGGUCGUAUUGUCAGACCCCCAGACACAUUCCAAGGCACUGACCUGGAUCUUAGGGGGAGAGAUGAGGACUCCCCAGCCUGGCACAGCAGAUCGACCAGAACUAGUUGCGAACUUCCUCGGUCAGCUGGAAGAAAUACACUGGUCGCCAUUACGGACCAGACUAGAAGACUCGGGCACUUGUAGCACGCAAUAUUUGCUACUCCUUCCUAGCAUCAAGCGACUCUUCCUGACACCUUUUGCACCCACCUUUACUAUCAGCCAUCCCGUUGUUCCAGACUUUCAGAGUGGGCUACAGAGUUUGACACUCGACGCUGGUAUGAUCACGCCCGCUUUCCUACACUACAGUCUUUCUCGAUGCAAGGCCUUACAGUACUUGGACCUGGAUCUUACAGAUUGCUACGACGUAGAUGAAGAGGAUUUGACGGUGAACCUGUACGACUUUGGGAGCAUUCUCAGAGAGUUUGGACAGGCCCUUGUCGGCCUAAGGCUGAGAUUUUGCGAUUGCGAAGAGUACGCACGAGGCAAGAUUGGCUCUCUACAAGGACUUGAGCGCCUCCGACACCUUUCAGCUCCAAUAUUUGUACUUGCAGGUACACUUGAUGACGCUGUCCCGCUACAGGAAGUCUUACCUGAAUCUGUUGAGACGGUCGAGAUGGAUUUCGUUGAUGUGUGCAGGAUGGCAAAUCGUGACAUUCUGGUAAGAAUGUCUGCUGUGAACGACAGCCGGGUGAUUCGCUUUCUUGGCAACAAUGAAUUGCCCAAACUACAGGAAGUUAUAUAUGGUUGUUUUACGGACGGCAAGGAUGACAGGAUCACUAAAUUCACCAAAGUUGAGGGCUGGAGUGUCAAGAACGAGGCGCAACUACGGCACUCGUUUGCCAGAGAGCCUUAUUAUUCUUGGAGGCUUGAGCUAGUACGCGGAUGA